UAUUUUCAUCUAUUACGAUAUUUUCUAAUCUAAGGCAUUCAAUUAAAAAAAGGCAAAAUAUUAAAGGAGAAGUACAAACAAAGUAAACAAGGCUCCUACAAAAAAGGGUCCAACAGAACAAAUCCAGAAGUUCCUUCCAUUUCUUUUGAUUUCAAAUUUGAUGGGAGGAGGAGGAGGAAGAAGAACCAGAGGCUAAGGUUAGCGGUGGGGGAAAUUUCCUAACUCUAGAGUGGCUGUUGAAUAAGUCAAACCCCUCCUUUCAAAUUAAAUAAAGAAAAAAAAAGACCAACCAAGAACACCCAAAUCUUCAUUGGCACAAAUGCAUUCUUCCUAUUUUUCAUCUUUAAUUUAUUUCGCUUAAAGUCAACCCCUUUUAUUUUUGUUUCUUCGAUUCUUCAUUUGAUUUUUUUUUUUACACAAAAAGAAGAUUUUUUUUUUCGGUUUCAUCUCAACAUUCAUACGAAGACGGAGAAGACGAAGAAGAAAAAGAACAUUCCCAUUCUGUUUUUUGGUCAAGCUUCAAUCAGUGUUUAAUGGGAGAAGAUGGAACACCCACCUUUACUGUGGAUGAUGCCCUUUUGCACAUGGGGUUUGGAAAGUUCCAAAUUCUCGUGCUUGCUUAUGCCGGAAUGGGGUGGGUUUCGGAAGCUAUGGAAAUGAUGUUACUCUCAUUUAUAGGACCAGCAGUUCAAUCUUUAUGGGGUCUUACUUCUCAUCAAGAGAGCUUAAUAACCAGUGUGGUUUUUGUUGGAAUGCUUGUUGGUGCCUAUUCUUGGGGUGUAGUCUCAGAUAAAUAUGGAAGAAGGAAAGGGUUCCUCAUCACUGCAAUAGUUACUUCGGGAGCUGGCUUUUUGAGUGCCUUGUCUCCAAAUUAUAUUUCAUUGAUUAUUCUUCGUUGUUUGGUUGGUCUCGGUUUGGGAGGUGGCCCUGUUCUUUGCUCCUGGUUUCUAGAGUUUAUUCCUGCCCCAAGCCGAGGAACUUGGAUGGUUGUUUUCCAAGCAUUCUGGACUUUUGGGACGAUUUUUGAAGCCUCACUUGCAUGGUUUGUGAUGCCACGGUUGGGAUGGAGAUGGCUACUUGCUCUAUCUUCUAUCCCUUCAUCGAUUCUCCUUCUAUUCUAUGUAUUCGCACCUGAAUCACCCCGAUAUCUAUGCUUGGAAGGUAGAAAAGAAGAAGCGCUUGUUGUUUUGGAGAAAAUAGCUAGAAUAAAUGGAGCAAAAUUGCCUACUGGAGUUCUUGUUUCCGAGAAUGAAAUUGAGUUAGUUGGAAAAAGUACUCCAACAGAAGAUACACUGUUGCUUCAAGCAGAAGAUAACGGAUACGAAGCUCCUAAGGAAAUGAAUCCUAAAGCCGGAGGCAUCUCAACGCUGUUACAACUUCUUUCUCCAGAAUUAGUUCGGUCGACCACACUCUUAUGGAUGGUAUUCUUCGGAAAUGCAUUUUCGUAUUAUGGCCUUGUAUUACUCACAACGGAAUUGCACAAUGGACGUAAUACAUGCCGUCCGGAAGAAUUGCAAACAGUAAAAUACGAGGGCGUUAGCUACAAAGAUGUUUUCAUUACUACUUUUGCUGAGUUCCCCGGCCUCCUGAUAUCUGCUUUCACUGUCGAUCGAUUUGGUCGUAAGUUCUCAAUGUCAGCUAUGUUCUUCCUGUGUUGCAUUUUCCUGUUUCCUUUGGUAGUCCAUCAGCCUCAGGGUCUUACAACCGGCCUCCUCUUUGGUGCUCGAAUAUGCAUCACUGCCAGCUUCACGGUUAUGUAUAUAUACGCGCCAGAGAUAUAUCCAACAUCCGUUAGAUCAACCGGUGUUGGAAUUGCGAGCUCAAUGGGAAGAAUUGGUGGGAUGGUAUGUCCGCUCGUGGCGGUAGGUUUAGUGCAUGGAUGUCAUCAAACUGCCGCCAUUAUGUUGUUCGAGGUUAUAAUUUUUGUAGCAGGGAUAUGUGUACUUCUGUUCCCAGUAGAGACCAUGGGUCGGGAUUUGAGUGAUAGCAUUUCCAGUUCAAAACAAACGAGUGGGUCGAUUUAAAAUAGUGAGGGCUUUCCCUCUUUCUGUAUAACAGUUGUUUUAUUACCCAAAAAAAAAAAAAAAAAAAAAAUAAAGAAGUACUUGGACUUCCAUAUCAAAAUAGCUUUUCUAAAUAUUUUCUCCCUGCAAACAUAUUUUUCGUUACAUUUUCGAGAAUUCAGUAGCUUUUAUGGUUUAGUAUCGGGGGUGGGGGAACCUUUAUGACGUCUUCCUCUUUUGAUGGCAUCCAUGUCGGGAAAAGAAAGCAGUUUACAAUGGCAGCAUUAGGAUUUCAUUUUGGUGGAAGCUAGAAGAUAAAGUCAGACCGUGCCGUUUUUAAGGCUACUAUUCCAUGCAUGAAGGAUUUUAACCCCUGACAUUGGAUAGCCAUGUUUUUUUAAAGCAAAGCAACUUGCAGUGCAGACCAACCAGUUUCAGAGCAGACAUGAAUCGUUGCUGGGGCAGGGUGCUUCAUCACUUCCAGAGGUCGUAGAAAUUGUCACUUUAAGACAAAACAUGAAUAUUCAUCAUUGCUGCCAUAGGAUUUUGGUAGGAAAAAAGGGAGAAAAUAUUAGGAUUUUAUAUAAAUAUAUAUAUAUAUACACCUUAUACGAGGAGAAAUUCAGUUACACUAGUGGAAAAUAUUUUAAUUUUAUAUUCUUUUGGAUUUAAUAUUUUAACCAUUGGAUUUAGUGAUAUAUUUGUAUUCAUUAUGUAUGUAAAAUUUUAAAUUUAAAUUAAUUUAAUAUCUUUAUCGUA
Gossypium raimondii (Peruvian cotton) is the source of this 2762-nucleotide messenger RNA. RefSeq names its product organic cation/carnitine transporter 7. The coding region runs from base 534 to 2024 and encodes 496 amino acids. Gene Ontology annotation, cellular component: membrane. The record is from RefSeq and is a predicted model, not a curated record. Gene Ontology annotation, biological process: transmembrane transport. The transcript has 7 exons. Gene Ontology annotation, molecular function: transmembrane transporter activity. Lineage: Eukaryota; Viridiplantae; Streptophyta; Magnoliopsida; Malvales; Malvaceae.